Molecule: messenger RNA, 981 nt
Organism: Lolium rigidum
Lineage: Eukaryota; Viridiplantae; Streptophyta; Magnoliopsida; Poales; Poaceae
Product: protein LURP-one-related 5-like
Exons: 1
Coding region: 73-720 (215 amino acids)
Source: RefSeq, a predicted model, not a curated record
CCGACGAGAGCGCGCGCACGUCCUUCGAGCACAAGCAGCAGCACCACCACCACGACGCAGUCACAGGCAGCAAUGGCGAUCGUGGCCGAGGAGUACUGCGACCUCAAGGAGCGCCUGCUCACCGUGCGCAAGACCUCCCACUUCUCCCCCGGCGACGGCUUCGCGGCCUACGACCACCGCACGGGCGGCCUGGCCUUCCGCGCCGACACCUACGGCCGCGGCCACGGCGGCGGCGCCGCCUCCCCGGGCGAGCUCGCGCUGCUCGGCCCCGCCGGCGAGCCCCUCCUGACCGUGCGCCGCCGCCGCCCGUCCCUGCACCAGCGCUGGGAGGGCUUCCUCGGCGCCCGCGCCGACGGCCAGAAGCCCCUCUUCUCCGCCCGCAAGUCCUCCAUCCUCGGCGGCGCCGGACGCGGCGCCGUCGUCGAGCUCGCCGCGUCCGCUGCCUCUGAGCUCCGCGUCGACGGCUCCUUCGCGCGGCGCUGCUGCCGCGUGGUGGCCAAGGGCGAGGACGGGGAGGAGACGGUGGUGGCGGAGAUCAGGCGCAAGGUGGACGCCGGGGCGCGGGUGGUGAUGGGCAGGGACGUGUUCGUGCUGCGGGUCGGCCCCGGCUUCGACGCCGCCUUCGCCAUGGGGAUCGUCCUCGUGCUCGACCAGAUCGCCGGCCACGAGGCCGACGACGCCGACGCCGGAGAGGACGCCCUCCACGCCAGGAUUCGGUGACCGGAGCUGCUCGUUUCUUGCUUUAAAUUAGCUGUAGAGAGUUUGGUGAACUUGCUUUGUUCCCCAUUUUUCUUCUCUGUUUAUGUCUCUGCUCGGCAAAUGCAGUACAAUAGAUGAUGCUCGAUUUGCUGCUGAACUUUUCUUUUCUUGUAUCUAGCAAUCACCGGUUUAGCAGAAAAAUUCUGCUGAAAUCUGCAGAAAUUGUAUGGAUUGCGGCAGCCCCUUGUGCUCAUCAAAUUUUGCAUUCUCCGUUCCGUUGCA